CUGUCACCAUUUCACAAUUCACUGCGGUCUGUUCUGUCAUUCUAGAUAAAUUUUUCAAAAGUAAAAAUGGGUAAAAAUCAUGAAUCAUUUGCUUUGCGCAUAAAAAUGUGAUUUAUUUUCGGAACUUGUUUGAUUAUACUGUGUUCGAAAAUCUGUAUCUGUUCAGUGUACUAGCCUUUACUUACUAUUUCUAAUAUUUGCUUACUAACUAUGUAUAAAGACAGCAAGGAUUACAUCGCGUUGUUGAAGUGACGAAGUAACCUUAAGUUGAACACAUGCAAGUUUAUUGUUGUUGCCUACCUACUGUUCAUCGUUUAUUGAGAUAUAAUGGCGGACAAAAUAAGAAUUAAUUCAAAGUUUGAUCUGCAAGACAAUUAUGAGCCAUCUGAUUCCGAAAAUGAAUAUUCUACUGGAGAAAAACAAAUACUAGACAAGCUACGUAAAAGGAAACACCAAAAUUCAGACAGUGAAGAAGAGGUGUAUGCUUUUUCUGGGUCCGAUGCUGAUUCUGAAGAGAAAAGUGAUUUAGGAAUAGCCGAUAGUGAUUUAGAUGGAGCAGAAAAGUCUGAUGAUGACUUACCUGACUCCAAAGCCUGGGGUAAGAAGAAGAAGUCUUACUAUUCAACUGAUUAUGUUGAUGAAGAUUAUGGAGGGUUUGGUGAUGAUGAACAAGAUGCUCUUAUGGAAGAGGAAGAAGCUAAGAAUAUACAAAAGAGAUUACUUGAACAGCUUGGUGAAGAUGAUUUCACUCUUGACUUCUUCAACAAACAAACUGCAAAAAUUGACGAUGGAGACACAUUGAUAAAACAUGAUGUUAGUCAGAUGUCCAAGAGACAGAAGCUGCAAUUGUUUGAGAAAGAGAGUCCAGAAUUUGCUGGUCUUAUUGAGGACUUCAAAUCCAAGUUAACAGUUGCAAAGGAUGAUUUACAACCAGUUAUUGAACUAAUAAAAGGUGGGAAGCUUCCAAGCUGUUCAGCUUCUAAGUUUGUCAAAACUAAUUAUGAUCUGAUCUUAAAUUACUGCACAAACAUCAGCUUCUAUCUUUUAUUAAAAAGUCAAAAGAUUAAUAUUCAGAAUCAUCCUGUAAUCAAAAGGUUAUACCAGUAUAGACAAAUGCUCAAAAAGAUGGAACCUAUUUAUAUAGAAGUGAUAAAGCCACAAAUAGAUAAAAUCUUAAAUGCAAUGAAAAAUAAUAUCAAAAUGCAAAAGAUUAAAGAAAAGAGCAAAAAACGUAAAUCUGACAAGCACCCUGAUAACCCUAGUAAGAAACUCAAAUUAUUAAAUGCAAUUGAAAAAGAUGACGGAGAUGACACUGGAGUUUCUGAUGAUGACAACGCUGAAGAUGAGAAUGAUUUAGUUAAUAACAAUAAAAACAAAUUUAAAAUCGGGAUACAAAAUGAUGAUCAAUCAGAGGAAAGUGGGUUCUCAGACAAUGAUGAGGCAGAUAAUGAACAUGAUAACCCAACAAGUUCUAACAAAGUGAAAGACGUAAUACCUGAGGAUGUUGGAGACAAGAGGGAGAUAACUUACCAAAUUGCCAAAAACAAAGGAUUGACUCCACACAGAAAGAAGGAACAGAGAAAUCCCAGGGUGAAACAUAAGCUUAAAUACAGAAAAGCUAAAAUAAGGAGGAAGGGUGCUGUUAGAGAGCCAAGAACAGAAAUUACAAGAUAUGGUGGCGAAGCUUCAGGUAUUAAGGUAAAUGUGAAAAAGAGCAUUAAAAUAAAAUAGCCUUUAUUUAAAACUGUGUUUUUUAAUUAUGUAGUAUGUUUUUAUUUUGCACAAUAAAGCAAUUGAUAACAA
Messenger RNA from Maniola jurtina (meadow brown), 1803 nucleotides. It is a transcript of the gene Sas10, whose product is annotated as something about silencing protein 10. The transcript has 2 exons. Gene Ontology annotation, cellular component: small-subunit processome; nucleolus. The coding region runs from base 328 to 1731 and encodes 467 amino acids. The record is from RefSeq and is a predicted model, not a curated record. NCBI's taxonomy places the organism in Eukaryota, Metazoa, Arthropoda, Insecta, Lepidoptera, Nymphalidae. Gene Ontology annotation, biological process: maturation of SSU-rRNA from tricistronic rRNA transcript (SSU-rRNA, 5.8S rRNA, LSU-rRNA).